AUGGUAAGUGGGAUUCCCAAUGAUGCAAGUUUGAAUGGGGAUUUAAAUGCUCUGCUGAAGCACAACACUGAAACAGCAACAGCAUCAGAAGAAGAUGGUCAGCAGUCGAUAAAUAACUGCUCCUCGCUGUGUGCACAAGAGGAAAACAGUGGAAAACACACUGGACAGCUGGUCAAGGAGCUGGAGAAAACCCAAAAAGAACUCUCUCGACUUCUGCAAAUUAACAAGGCUCUACAAGAUGAACUUCAGCAAGAAAAAGAGAGACACUUAAAUGAGAUGAGUUUUGGACAGAGUGAUAGUAUAUCCACUGCUGCCUCUUCUUUGAACCAAGAGGCUUUACAUCAUCUACAGAAGACCAACCAGGACCUCCGCGCAGAGCUGGAGGCCCAGAGGCGCUGUCAGGAGGAAGCCAGGGAGGACGAACUCUGCAGACGGGUGGACCUCUUGGCACAGAAGGCACAUCUACUAGUCACUGGCGACGCAACUGCUCUAGCUCAAACCCAGUUGGAGCUGGAUAGUUGGCACUUCAAGGAAAAAAAGCUUGAAUUGGAACAAAUCAUAGCAUCAUUGAAAUCAGAACUACAGUCCAGCGAAGAGAAGAGGGUCGAAGCCGAGACCCGUUUAGCAGAAGUCCAGCAGGAAAUGCAAGGUUUGAGCCAGCUACAACAGGAAGCCAACCAGUUACGUGAAAAUUACCAUGAGGUUACAACUCAACUCCGCGCAUAUGAAGACACCCAAGCCCAAAAAGAGGCGCGACUCGAGCAGCACCUCAUGCUUCUCCAAGCAAGUCAAGAACGAGAACGCAGAAGUCUAGCUGCUAGUCUCGCCCAAGCUGAGAGAAGAUCGCAGGACCUUCAAGAACAGCUGAGACAGGCAGAGGAAGAGGUGGAGAAUCUGAACAAGUCUCAAGAAUGGACAAAAGAGAUACAAGAAGCCCAGAAGCAACUUCAGGAGGAGUUACAACAAACCGUAUCUGCCUUGGAGGAGCUCCAAGAGGAAAAGGACCACCUGGAACAAGAAUGUCAGAAACUGCAGAGCCAGGUACAUGAGCUGACCGGAGAAGUGAGCCGACUGCAGGACCGCCUGAAAAAGGAUGAAACACAGUUCUACAACCUGGAACAUUCUUACGAGAGAGUGUGUGAGGACUUGCAGGUUGCAAUGGGGAAGGUACGCCAAUGGGAGACAGACACCCAAGAGAUGAGGGAAGGUUACGAACGACAGCUUGACCAAAAAGAGCAAGAGCUGAUUGAAAUACUUCUGAAGAUGGAAGUGUUGGGGAACAGCUUGGAAGAAACUGAAAUGAGAUUAAAUGAGGAGCUAAAAAACAAAGAGAAAGAGAAAAAACUGUUUGUAGACAAUGCAGAAAAUCUUAAUGUUGAUGGUUCCAUGAAGUUGCGUUCUAAUGACCAGAGUCCUGUUCCGGAUGGAGAAGAUCCAGAAAGGUUCGCAUCCGCCAUCCAGGUCCUCGAAACCAAGCUAUACGUAACUGAGGAGAAGCUCAAGGACAUUACGCAGAGACUAGAGGAUUACCAGAGCCACGCAAGCUGCCAAGAUCCUCUCCUCUGCUCCCAGCUCACCCAAACUCGUGCAAAUGCUCAACAUCUAGGCCUUUUGCUGCACACUCAAGCAAAGAACAACCAGCGCUUUGCCCAACAAAUGGAGAACCGCUGUCGGAUGUUGGUUGGAAGGUUCCAGGUAGCGCUAAAUAUCGUUCAAGCGUGCAGGGGUAGAUUGCAAGAAGCAGGGUCACUUAUAGAUGUUGAGGACUUCGAAAAACAGCUAGCCACUUUGGUGAACUGUCUCAAGCAAGGCGAGAAAGACGCAGAGAAGCAACAGCAUGAGUCGCGCUAUGCCAGCAGGGAGGAGGAAAGGAUUCUCAAUGACAAGAUGUUAACAGACAAUGUUCAUCUCAUGGAGGACGCUUCUGAAAGUGUUGGAAAAAGCCUGGCAAGGGAGAUAUUUGUUGUGGAAACUAUGGCGACCUUAUUGCAAAGUAAAAAUGUCUUCGGUCAGCUGAAAGUGAUUCAAAAAGAAAAUGAGGGUUCUGUUUCUCAGAGGUACCAAAACUUGCUAAAAGAGAUGAUAGCCCAAAAAGCACAAAGCAGAAAUGAUGACUUGGUGGAAAAAGCAGUGAGCAGUGCAUGUGUGGAAGCGGAGUUGGUUUACAAGGUUUUCAAAUUCCAGCAAAAAAAUUCCAACUUUGAGGAGAUUCAAACUUCUGAGCUGGAACCUAACACUGAAAAUGAAGACAAAGAAGAUAAACCUAUGCAUAAACAAACUAAAGCAAAUGAUGAUACAAAAUUUGACAUAUGGGUAGAGGAACUUGUGUCAACACUACAAAAAACGUCAACUUUCUUACACCAACUCAGCCAGGAUAUCUCAGAGCCAAUAACACAUGAAAGUACAGAUUUGAAGUGGGUGAAUCAACAAGCAAAGAUAAUUUAUUUGACCCACAGGUUAUACUUAGAUCUCAAACGAGAGUCUGAAAACAAAGCCAACUAUUCAGAGCAAGAAGUCACAGAGACAUUGUGUCAUCUCGAGGAGGUCAACUGUGCGCUGAGAGAGGAACUGGAGCAGGCUGAGGAGAGGGUACGAAUGGUAGAAACGGGGAAUCAGAAACUGUUAGAGGACAUACAAAAAAUCGAGAGCUAUCAUGUGGAGCGGAUGGAAAAACUAGAGAAUGAAUUCCAGGACAAGAUUCAAGAGCUGCAGAGGAUCCAUGAAGAGGAGAUGAAGCACUUGCAUGAUUAUUACAGCAAGUCGUGUUUUUCCAAAGAGAAACUGAACAAAAUGAUGGCCAAGUCAACUUCAAGUCCAAGUCAUAAUGGAACAGAGAGCAACAUGGAAGAACUGGACAAAUCUGAGAGGGUCAGUGCACUGCAGGACAUGCACAAGAAGCUCAUUAGUGAUUUGCAGCAGCAGCACCAGAAGGAAGUGGCCAAACUGCACAAGGAGAAAGACCAACUGCUGAAGGAGGAGACUGCUGCUACGAUGGCAGCAAUUGUAGCGAUGAGGAGAGCACAUAAGGAGGAACUGGAGAAAACACGGCGCACUGCGAACAUCAGGGAAAACACUGACAUGUCUGAACUGCACAUUGAAUACGAAAAGGAGCUGCAAACACUGAACAAAGACCUAGAGGUGCUGUCGGUGCAGCACACACAGAAGUGUCUGGAGAACUCACAGCUGAGCCAAGAACUGCAACAGGAACGCAAGACAUUGAUGCAGUACCAAAAGGAAAACCAGGAGCUUAAACAGAAACAGAGAGAAGCCGCUGACGUUUCCUCCCUCCACUCUUUCAAUGGAAAACACCUCAGUCCAGAAGCACCUGACACCUACGAGAUGGAAAUCAUUUUACGCGCAAGGGAAGCGGAGAUGCAGUUUCUCCGACAAGAGGCUCAGUCACUUAAGGAGGAACUAAAACUCGCUCGAUUGGAUACUAUUUAUGCUCAAAACAAGCUGAAGUCUUUGUGUAUGGGAACUCCAGAUGAGAAGUUGUAUGAAGAUUUGAAAUGGGCCACGUGGUCGCCAGGCCAUCAGGGGCAAAGUCAAACGUUCUCAGAGGAAGCUGGGACCAACCAAUGUGAUGCUAUUGUUCAAGAUAAAACUGUCAUCUCCGGUCAGUUCAAAACAGUGAGGUCAAAGAGCUUAAAAGAAGGCCUCUCUGUGCAAGAACGGAUGAAGUUAUUUGACUCCUGAUGCAUUAUGGGACUUUAUUACUCAAAAUGGAGCAGACAAAAAUAUUUCAAAACCAGAUGAAAACUAGACAGAAAACUCCAGAAAACAACUGUCUGUCUGUCUGUUCACACUUAACACCACUAGAUGUCGCCAAAUACACACAAUAGUUAUAUCUCACGUAUUUGCUAUUUGAAUUGAUAUAAGUUCUCUGAAUCAUUUCCAGCUGUAAUAGUUUUCAUGUAAAGAAAUGUAUGUGUGAAUUCAAUGACAUGGGUAUUUUGCAUUUUUAAUAGCCUACUGUAAAUAUGAUUUUUGUUAUGCCUUUGAGAAUAAAUAAUAUGUAAUUAAAAUAAAAUAAAACAAUAAUGCUUA
Messenger RNA from Boleophthalmus pectinirostris (great blue-spotted mudskipper), 4047 nucleotides. Its product is annotated as myosin-9. Lineage: Eukaryota; Metazoa; Chordata; Actinopteri; Gobiiformes; Gobiidae. Gene Ontology annotation, molecular function: actin filament binding. The transcript has 12 exons. The record is from RefSeq and is a predicted model, not a curated record. Gene Ontology annotation, cellular component: actin cytoskeleton. Gene Ontology annotation, biological process: actin filament organization. The coding region runs from base 1 to 3696 and encodes 1231 amino acids.